Messenger RNA from Gongylonema pulchrum, 816 nucleotides. NCBI's taxonomy places the organism in Eukaryota, Metazoa, Nematoda, Chromadorea, Rhabditida, Gongylonematidae. The record is from the annotation of a GenBank genome assembly.
AUGAUGGACGAGGACGAAGAUGAAGGCAUGGAGAGCUUCUCGAUCAGUGAUCGCGACCUGCACUACGCCAUGAAUCCAGGCUCUUCGCGAGGACUCUCCAAAAAUCAGCAACUUUACGGUAUUUGGGCAGAUCGAGAGGCGAGUGACGAGGAGGACCUGCCUCACGCAGGUUUCGGAUUUGGAGGCGUGAAGAAGCGAGGCAAAAAUUAUUCCUCACCUGUAACAUUCGUCAGUGGUGGUGUGAAGCAUGGCAAUAAGAUCGAAGAAACGCACAAUACUUUCAAGAACAGUAAACCAUGUGUGUAUUUGAGGGCUGCGCACAGCACGGUGGAUCCUCAGAAAUUUGCCGAUUGGGCGAAGUAUUCCAAAUCUGAAGUGAUAAUGAAAAUGAUGCGUAAAAUGGGUUACGUUCCGGGCCAAGGACUGGGGGCGAACAAGCAAGGCAUUGUUGAACCAAUACAAGCAUUCCUUCGGCCUGGAAGAGCAGCCGUCGGUGCGUAUGGAAAAGAAACCAAAGGACCAAAAUUUGGAGAAUCUGCUGCGGAGGCGCAAAAACGAGCAACCGGUGGUGCUGCGGAGGAAGAUGAGGCUGAAGCACCGACAAAGAGAGGAAACUGGAAGAAAACAGGCGCAAAAAAGGAUGUAAAAUAUCAGUAUAAAACUGUUGAUGAAGUGAUUGCCGAGGGAGGCCCGAUCAAACAGCGGUUCGGUGGUGAAAGUACUGGAGUUAAGGUAUGCUUUCUUACACAGCAUCGGCUACAACUUUCCAUUUCCCUUUGUUUUGAGCAGGUCCAUCCCCUUAUUUCCGCCUUGUGA